AUGUCAAUCUUACAUAUAUUCCUCACACGAGUCUCCUUAUCAAUGGAUCCAAUGAAAAUCCCAGCUAAACAUCAUCCAAAAUCUAAUCAGAAUCAUAAAUUGCAAGCCCAAAAAAACUCCAUCACCCCAUCAAACGUACCAAUUCAAAUUCAUAUUGUCUCAUCCCCUACCAAUAUCAAUGAAACAGAUGAUUUUCCUCCUUCUGUUAAUCAAAAAGAAUUAUUUUCGUUUUCACAUUUAGUUGAAGGUGAUAAAAACCAAUAUAGAUUAACAGGAUUAAUUAAGACUGGAGGAUUAGCUGGUAAGGUUGGAGAACAAAUUAAGCAUAAGAAAGAAGGGGAUGAAGGGGCUCUUGAGGAUGAAGGGAAACAAGUUCAAUAUGCUAGGUUGAGGAUCGGAUUACCUUCGUCUUCUAUCUUUGCUCAAUUCUUUGGUGGAUCACUUGACGCUCUCAUGAAACUUUCACCCAGAUUAAGCAUUGAAAACUUAAGGAAAUCAAGUACAAUCAAUAAAGCGAAUGGAAGAUUUUAUACAAAUAACCAUAUCUUUCAAUCUAAUGAAAUCGAAAGUGGUUUAGAACAUCAAAAGAGAUUAGUGAGAGGUGCCAAUUUUAUGAGAUUGUAUCCUCCUAUCACUGAUCAGCAAGAUAAUCAACGUUGGUGCGAGUUUCUUGAAGAUUUACUUAAUCAACAUCGGAUUGGGAUCCCUCAGCUCGCUAUUGGGAUUGCAGAAUCUUCAAAUUGUUUAACUUCUCAUCAAAUCAAUCCUUUCAUGACCCGAAUGUUACAAUCACGUAUUUCAAGACGAGUAUUUGUUAAACAUUCAACAACAUUAAUGAAACCUAGAAAAGAUCGUUAUAAUCAAAUGGUUGAAUAA
Molecule: messenger RNA, 876 nt
Organism: Melampsora larici-populina 98AG31
Lineage: Eukaryota; Fungi; Basidiomycota; Pucciniomycetes; Pucciniales; Melampsoraceae
Exons: 9
Coding region: 1-876 (291 amino acids)
Biological process (GO): regulation of glucose metabolic process; protein phosphorylation
Cellular component (GO): mitochondrion
Molecular function (GO): pyruvate dehydrogenase (acetyl-transferring) kinase activity
Source: RefSeq, a predicted model, not a curated record